AUGAAGCCCUCGCUGCUCCCGGGUCUGGUGUUCCUGUGCAUGCUGCUCCUGUCUGCCCUGGGAGGGACGAAAAACAAGUAUUAUCCGGGAGAACUGUUUCUUGAGGAGUGCUGGGGACAGCCCAAAGCUAAUGACUGCAUCAAGAAGUGUUCUAGAACUUUCAAAUGUGUAUACAGAAAUCACACAUGCUGCUGGACCUACUGUGGUAACAUCUGUGCAGAAAAUGGGAAAUUUUUUGAAAGAAAGAAAUGACCCUGACUUUUCACCGGCCCGGCCUCCCAUGAGCUAGCGGAUGCUUAAGAGACUUCAGAACAGGGCUGGGUGCUUCCUUUUAGAAAUGCUGUGUUUAUUGGGGGGUACAGAGGCAAACAUACUUGAAAAAUAAACCACUU
This is a messenger RNA of Mastomys coucha (southern multimammate mouse), 392 nucleotides long. RefSeq names its product WAP four-disulfide core domain 11 (gene Wfdc11). The record is from RefSeq and is a predicted model, not a curated record. The transcript is spliced from 3 exons. NCBI's taxonomy places the organism in Eukaryota, Metazoa, Chordata, Mammalia, Rodentia, Muridae. The coding region runs from base 1 to 252 and encodes 83 amino acids.